AUGGAAGCGGAUUCAGCGAUGCGGUUCGUCGAUUUACCGUUUGACUUAAUUCAGCGCAUCUGCCGUCGAUUGGGCCCUGUUGAUGUCUGUGAAUUGUCACUGACUUGCAAAGCAUUCCGGUUCGUAUCGCAGACGAAGGAGGUCUGGUAUGGGAUGGCCCGUGCACAUCUAAUGCAGAACGACAGACGACUCAGCGAAGGUGUGGAUGCGUCCGUGCACGAAAACGAGACGGGAGUGCAGUACUACAAUCGCCUGCACAGAGAAUCACGCAUACAGUACGCAAACGAGCUGACUGUAACUUGGGCCGACGAUCCGUAA
Sphaeroforma arctica JP610 is the source of this 318-nucleotide messenger RNA. RefSeq lists its product as hypothetical. Lineage: Eukaryota; Ichthyosporea; Ichthyophonida. The transcript is spliced from 3 exons. Bases 1 to 318 code for a protein of 105 amino acids. The record is from RefSeq and is a predicted model, not a curated record. Gene Ontology annotation, molecular function: protein binding.